Wyeomyia smithii (pitcher-plant mosquito) is the source of this 1209-nucleotide messenger RNA. RefSeq names its product serine/threonine-protein kinase Nek7-like. The record is from RefSeq and is a predicted model, not a curated record. The coding region runs from base 104 to 943 and encodes 279 amino acids. Gene Ontology annotation, biological process: protein phosphorylation. Lineage: Eukaryota; Metazoa; Arthropoda; Insecta; Diptera; Culicidae. Gene Ontology annotation, molecular function: ATP binding; protein kinase activity. The transcript is spliced from 2 exons.
UGUUGCCCGUUUUGUGUGUUUCAAUGUUAAUUUUCAUCACCUAUUAAAUUAAAUGCUUACGAUAAAAAUUGGGUAUUUUCCUUAACUGCAUUGAAAACUAAUCAUGCACAAAAAUAUUGAUCUCGGUAGUUUGCAGUUCGAGCGGUAUCUUGGACAAGGUUGUUACGGAGGUAAUGUAGCUCUCUACUGCAACCGAAGGGACAGACGAAAUCGCCGAUUAGUGAUCAAGUCAAUUCCUUACAACAGUCCAGAUUAUGCGUACAAAACUGUUCUGAAGGAACACACCAUUUUGUCCCAGAUAAAUCAUCCUCGAAUUUUGCGCUACUUUGGCUUUUUUCAAACUUUCGAUGCUUGGAACAUGAUAACGGAAUACGCAGAACGUGGCAACCUUGCGGAUUUCAUACGACGACGCCAGGCAUCGAAAGCCUUUCUGAGUCAACGGGCUGUGAUGGCCAAGUUUAUGGAUAUGGCGGAAGCUUUACAGUAUCUCCAUCAACGCAGGGUCAUCCAUCGUGAUCUAAAGCCGGAAAAUGUGCUGAUCGAUGCGGACAAUCGGUUGAAGUUGGCGGAUUUUGGAAUUGCGAAAAUCCACGUUACCAGCGGGGAAGAUGAGAUGAAUAUGACCAUCGUUGGAACUCCACUCUACAUGGCACCGGAGAUUGCCAGCGGCAGACGGUAUGAUUUCACGAGUGAUAUUUGGCCAUUGGGAAUUAUUUUCUUUGAACUGUGUAUGUUGAAGCACCCGUUUUUGGACGGUGACCUGGACGGGGAAAGUAAACUAAAUUUUACGCCCCCUCGAAUAGAAUGCAAGGCGAGAGGGUAUCAGCCAGAAAUGCAGGUACUUUGCGACAUGAUGGUUCAGGUGAAACCAAAAAAGCGCUGGACGCUGGAAAAGCUCAUCAGAGAUACGCGUGUGGUUGCUUUGAUGGAGCGGGAGAUUUAACGUAUUUUUUUUACAAUUCUGACUUUUGAAGAUGUCUUCUUUCGGACGAGUGAAACUGAGUGCGUUUUUGUGUUUCAUUUAUUUAUUUACUUCAAAUUGUAUCACAUCUCUUAGCUAAUAUUUGUAGAACGAAAUUUAUUGUCAACUUAUAAAAAAAAAAAACAAAUUAAAUUAUAUUUUUUCUCUCCAGAAUGAUUUGAAAAAGGGCGUAGAGAACCUGUUCGUUGUAAGAAAAUUGAUUUGUCAAAUAGAACAUUCAAAAACUA